AUGGUGGUGUGCACGAUCUUUGUUGCUGCCCUGUGGGUGUUGGCCUUGCUAGAGCCCCAAGUUGGAAUAGAUGCGGCUGUCUGUGAUGGUGAAACCGUGACCGAUCCAGUGUCACUUCGAGAUCCCACCGGCUGGGACAGCCAAGAUUCAAUCGGGGGGGCCGGGCAGAGAAGGCAAGGGCACGUCAGUGCAGAAGUUACGGCCUGGGACCAGAAACACGCUGUAGUGUUUGGUGGUACGAGCGUGCGAACUGAUGACGUAAAUGAUGUCGUUGGACGGGAAGCAGGAGUAUUUGUCGUGGACAUCACCAACCCGGCGAACUGGACGGAGCUCGAGAUGGUUGCAUACGAUGGAGCACCGCAUGCCGUAUUCAGACCCGCUUCAUUCGUGUGGGACAAUUCUUUGUUCGUGGUCUGCGGGCAUACUGAGGAGCCCUUCACGGUGACAACCGAAAUUUGGCGAGCCGACAUACAGGGAUUCGAAGAGGCCCCGGAGGGUCUGUGGCGACCCAUAAACGCUUCCAAGACUGAUGCCUUGGGCGGGCAGGUGUAUGAUAUCCCCAGAUAUGGACACACGGCAACAGUGCUCAACACAGGAGAGGCCAACCCUACAGAGGCGUGGGCAAUUGUUAUUGGUGGCAUGACCGGGAGUCAGAACAGCGUGGAUACCAACCUCAUCCUGCAUUUGUCCGAGUCAUCGGAUGAGUUUGUGUGCGAUGAAGACGCCCUAGUAAACAUCACCAGCUCCUACACUUGCGGCCAGCGGACGCCGACCAGGCCGACAGAGACGGAGGGAGAGUGGUUGUACUUGGACUCAAGGCUAUCAAACGAUUCGAAGCCUGCCUCGCGUUCCUACCACGCCGUCGCCUCGCUGGCCUCCAAUGGUCUGGGUGGCUCUGCGUGCCUCUAUAUGUACGGCGGCCGAAACUACGAGAUGAGCAUACUAUACUCGGACCUUUGGAGCUUGUGCCCAGUUUCCAACUACCUCGGGAACAGCGAGGACACAACGUUCACGUGGACCGAGCUGUCUCCAGCGGGAACUCUGCCAUUGGGACGAUACGGCGCGGUCUUCGUUGCUGGAAUCAAAGACGCUCCGCAUCGCAUUCUGCUAUACGGCGGUACGGGAAGAUACCCAAAUUCGUACAUGGCUGACGAGUUCACGAAGGAGUAUGACACCUACAUGAACGCAUGGGUGGACAGCUCCCUUGAGGAUGGUAGCUCGACCUACCCAGUGGGAAGGAGAGAUCACACUCUGGAGGGUGUCGGGGAUUUCUUGGUGCUUAUCGCUGGAAUCAACAACGACGAGGAGGCUUUGCAGGACAUGUGGAACGUCAACUUCUCGAGCCCAAUGUGUUCGUCCGGCAACUACAUGUUUUUCUGUGAGUCCACGUCAUCUCCGGUGUGCGGCGUGUGUCCAGACGGCACCGCUACCGAUCGCGCCUCCUACAUCUGCGAGACGUGCACCAGCGGCUACUUUGCCGAGGCAGGAUCCCAGGAGUGCUCCCCAUGCCCUGCGGGAAAGUAUGGAAAUGGGGACGGCGGUGUCGUGGAGGCAACAGCGUGCAGCGAUUGCCCGGCAGGUACAUCGACAACUAACGGCGUGGGGACGGCUUCAGAGGACGGAUGUCUACCCUGCGAGGCAGGCACCUUCAGCCUGACGGGAGCGCUGGAGUGCUCGCCGUGCCCGUCCGGGUUCUACUCCGAAGUCCGCGCGUCGGAGUGCAUCCCCUGCCCCGUCGGCACAUAUCGGCAGGAGGACUCCACGCUGGGGUACUGCUCGGAUUGCGCGGCCGGCACCUACGCCCCGUUCGAACAAACCACCGCCUGCUUGGAGUGCCCGAAGGGCUACUACAGCCCCGACGGCGGGGCGACAGAGUGCAGCCCUUGCCCCGCCGGCACGGCCGGCGCCAGCGUUGCCAGCGGCCCCUUGGCCGACGCCUGCGUGUCUUGUUUGCCCGGGGAGUACUCGAGCGAGGACGGGUCGAUGGCUUGCGACCAGUGCCCGGCAGGAACGGCAUCGGCCGCCGACGGGGCGUCCAGCGAUGGCGCUUGUCAGACCUGCUUGAGCGGGACGUUCGCGGGAGUGGGGUCAAGCAGCUGCCAGGAUUGCGUCGCCGGGCAGUAUAGCACCCUGGACGGCUCGGAGACGUGCGACUUAUGUCCCGUCGGCACCUACGUCGACGUCACAGGCUCAAUGUCCAUCGGGGAGUGCGAAUACUGCGCUCAGGGAUCCACAACUCUCGCCGCCGGCUCUAACAGCACAGACGACUGUCUGCCGUGCCCCCCGGGUACCCGAACCGUUGCUCUUGUCGAAGGAGGCGGAUGCCAGGAUUGCCCACGGGGGGAGUACACCUCCACAUACGAAGCGGCGCAAGAAAUGAACUGCACCAAAUGCGUGGGGGGCUUCUUCGCCGACACCAUCGGCUCUGACUUGUGUACCGAGUGCCCCGAGGAGCAGCUGUCCUACAGCGCACACGAGACGUGCUUGGCUUGCAUCACCAACACCUCGUGUCCCAUCGGGCCGAACGGCGAGACCUGCAGCGGUGUCGGCGACUGCUACCUCGGCGUGUGCGAUUGCAGCACCGGGUUCGACAGCGUGGAUUGCUCCAGCGGCACCUGCGACGGCUGCGGCGGGGUGUUCGGGUUCGACUACGACUCCGCGGUGGUGGGUACCGCCGAAUCGGGGGGCACCGUAAGCCUGACGCUCGUCCGGCUCGUGGGGACGGACGGGGAGGUCACCGUCGACCUAGACGUGACGGGAGGAAACGCCACCGAAGUCUCCGAUUUUGGCGGGACGUGGCCGAUUCAGGUAGUUUUCGAUGACGGGCAGACCGAGAGCGCGGUCUCCCUCCCCGUCGUGCACGACAACGAUCCCGACGAGGGAUGCGAAGGCGUUACCAUUGGUGUCACGGCCGUCAGCGGCACGGGCUCCGCGGUUGUGAACGGGGGCAUCCACGACGUCAGCGCCGAGGCGGUCGUGACGAUAGAGGAGGACGACUUCACGAGCGCUGUGCGCAGCACGACGCUCCCGACAGGAUUGGGCGUCGGCGGGGGGGAGCUGUCGCCGGCAACCGCUGAGGUUGUAAUCGCUGAUGCCACCGCUACGUGGUCGUCAGACGUCACGCUCUCGGUUGUCGGCGUCACCCCAACAAACCGGUCGACUGCCCUUCCCUUGGACGUCCUCUUCUUGGCCGAGUCUCACUCGACGGUGGCCACUGAUCUGGAACGCCUGGUUGAGCUGCUGCCGGGCUUGGUCGCCGAGAUGCAGUCGAGCUAUUCCUCGGUCAUGCUUGGCCUGGCCGCUUUCACCACGACCGCUUCGUCGUACGACUUCCAAGUCCUCGCACAGAUGAUGCUCAACCUGUACCCUGUGGUGGUGGCCCUCGAUACUCUCGCGACGAGCAGCCUAGCCGCGUCCGAAAGCGCUCCCGGGGCUCAAGUAGUCGGCCUGUACGAAGCCGCAGACGACGCGACGAACGAUGUCGGCUGGAGGGGCGACGAGGACGGAGACUCUUUCCGCAUUGCUGCGGUCGUCACGGGGUCGCACUUCGCGGAGGAGGCGGGCUUCGACACAUCGGACACGGGUACUUGGACGGUACCCAACGGCGUAACCGUGUCGGAGCUGCAAUCACGCCUUUCUUCGGCAGGAGUUCAUCCGAUCUUCCUUCUCACCGACUCCUCUCUGGAAGACGCAUACACAGCGCUCGUGGACGAGAUAGGCUUCGGCGCGGUGGUAGCGGUGGACGAGACGGACGCAGUCGCGAACAACUACAACGAGGACUACCUCCCGCGAGCGUUGGCAGGCGGACUCGAGGCGUUGUUUUCCCAGGCCGCAUUGCUAGUCCAGUCGGACGAUGGAGGGUUUGUCGCUUCGACUACCCCGGAGCCUGACGCCUUCCGGAGUGUCGCCGCGGGGACCGAGGUCACGUUCGCGGUCGACAUGUCGGCAACCGUUGCGUCAGACACCGGGAGCGGAGAAGUCAUCCUAUCCUUUCAGGGGCACAAGACGGUCAUCACGGUACUAAGGGAGUACUCUUCCUGCGCUGCCACCUCGAGGUCGAGGGUUACCGGAGCCGCUGCCGCCACCGCAGACAACGCAAGGGCGGGCUGGCUGCAGAGGUUCCACACAGACGAGCCAUCAAAAUGGACGUUCGAUUCGGGCUUCUCCUUGGGUAACGAGACCUUGGGGCCGUUCGGGGUGUCGGCGGACGUCCUGGCUGUCUCUUGCCCGGGGGGGUGUAGCGACCAGGAAGCGUAUCAAGACAUAACCGUGGCCGUCGACUCGGAACUCCCGAUGGUGGUCAAGGCCUACUUCUACCUGUCCGCCUUGUCCACUGCGACUGUCGCGUCGGUGUCGCUGGACGUGACCUAUUCCUCUGGUGGCCAAAGCGUCGAGGUGGAAUCGUUCGGGUUUCUGGACUUUGUGGCCUCGUCCGCAACGUCGGGCACCUGGACCCAGGACAUCGAAGCCGUGUAUCCCACGAAAGUUAUCACCAGCGCGAGGGUAAAGAUUUCCUUCUCGGGUACGGGCGAGGCUGCCUUCACCGGGGUGGCACUCUUCGCUCACCCGGAUGUUGCCUGUCGCUGUGAGGCGGGGUACUACCUUGACGUCGCCUCAGCACCGGGAGGAGUUCUUACGGCCUGCCUCGACGGUGAGUACUCCAUGGGCGGCUACAUCGAGUGCCUCCCGUGCCCCGUCGGUUGGCUUUGCUCCCAAGGCCUCGGCGUGCCGUGCGGCUACGGGACGACCCGAACCUCCCUCACCACCAACGCCCAAGAGGAAGAGGGGUCGACGUCAAGCGUGGCGGGGACGUACGGAGGUAGCUGCAUCUCGUGCCCGGCGGGCAUGGAGUGUCCCGGCGGGGGAGUGUUCCAGGAGUGCGAGCCAGGGACGCACGCCCCAGGUGGAGGGCCAAGCAACAUGUGCAUGCCUUGUUUUCCAGGGAGCUUCACGAACGACACGGCCGCAGCGGAGUGCGAAGAUUGUCCAGCCGGUUUCACGUCUAACUACGGCGCCAACGAGUGCUUUGAGUGUCCGCCGGGGUUCGUGUCUGAGGCAGGGCAGCACCCGUGCGAACCGUGUAGUUCGGGGAGCUUUUCCACAGCGGGCGACGCGGAGUGCACGCCGUGUCCGAUUGGAUACUAUGGCGAGCAGAUCGCCAUGUGGAUGUGCGAAGAGUGCCCGGACUCGAAAACUACGGUAGCAGAGGGAUCUACUUCACAAGAAGACUGCGUUUAG
Messenger RNA from Ectocarpus siliculosus, 5238 nucleotides. NCBI's taxonomy places the organism in Eukaryota, Phaeophyceae, Ectocarpales, Ectocarpaceae. The record is from the annotation of a GenBank genome assembly.